AUGGCAACCGUUGCACCAUCGGAGCAGCGGACUGAGUUCUUCCAGCAGCUGAAACGGGUGUGUGUGCCUCUUAGCCAGCUGGCGCUGCGCCCCAAGGACAAAGCCGUCGACGCGAAGGAGGCCCUCAGGCUGCUGGAAGCUCUCAUCGGCCUUUGGACCGCCCAAGCGAGCAAGGAUGCGGCCAUCUUGGAUGACAAGCUGGCUGACUAUGUCUUCUUCCCGCUGUCACACCUCCUCCGGGACCGGGACCGCUAUCCCCUACGGGUUAUCGAAACCGUCAUCCGCCUGCUGCGAGAGCUCAUCCAACAUGGCUGGAAAGCUAAGGCGUCGCCCCAGCUUUUCCAGCAGCUCCUCGUCUUUCUCUCCUUUGUCAUUGGUGGUGUCUCCGGCCAGCCGAGGCGAGACAUGCCUGAGGAGACCCUGAUCGAGGGCUUCCGUACUCUUAGCGCUCUGAUUAACGUUGCAGAACCCUCUCAUUUGGCUGGAUCCGCAGACGCGGUCUCUGAGGGCAAAACGAUACCGGCUCUCGGCCACAGUGUGACGGUCAUGCUGGACGGGGUGACCGAGGGUGUGGCCGCUUCGAUUCAACUCGAAGCAGCCAAGUGUUUACGAUCCGUGUUCCUCACGAUUAAGGACAGAACGGUGCUCGCGCAGUUCUUGCCCGGCACCGUCUCGGCGCUCACUAAAACGCUGUCUCCGCCCAAGGCAAAGCAGACCCAAAAGAAGGUCCUUCUCAGCUGCCUAGACGUCCUUAAGUUAGUGCUCGUAAACCUACUGGGAGACAUCAAAGUCAGGCCCCUCCUGAAGAAAUUGGACAACUCGGCCGACGGAAAGGAGGAGGCACCGACGGGGCAGGAAGAUUCCGGUCCGCCAGGCGAGCUCACACCCGCUUGGCUGAAAGCGACUGCCGCCCAGGUCAAGAUCGCUCUGGCAGCAGUUCUUAAGCUGCGAGCCCACGAGUCCGAUGAGAUCCAGUCUGCGCUAUAUAGACUCUGCAUCGGCCUUCUCGAUGAAUGCCACGCGUCACUCGCCGGUUGCCAGUCUAUCCUGGUAGAAACGGCGAUGAUGCUGGAAGAUGAAAGCGCCACCAUGUCGCGGCUUGAGACCAGUCUUCAAGACCUCGCCGGCAUCUAUCCCGAACUAGGUGACAACAUCAAGUCAGUCUUGUACAAUUGGAUCACCAGCCUACCUCGGGUCAUGCAGUCCAGCGAUGAACGGGUCAAGGAGCUAGCCAUCCGGAGCAUUCUCAGGGGCAGCAAGCUGGCCGCAACCAUGCAGAUGGACUCGGCCACCCUCAAUGACGCCCUAGGAGACUCACUCAGGGACAGUAUCGUCGCCCUCGUCAAGGGUGCCAAGCCGCCAAAAAUCGUGGAUGAUGCUGGAGCCGAUCUCACGACGAGCAAUGAGUUAGCAAAGUCAGGUAUGGAGCUGGCAAACUACGCUCCUAUCCUCCUCGACUCAGAGAGCCAGAAGACGGCGAGGAGAGACAUUCGCGCCUUGAUAACCAGCGUCGGCUCUGCGGCCCAGCAAGUCGAGCUAGCCACGUCGAUGUUGAGCCAUAUCCGAGACUCCGAAGGGGUCGACCAAAUCGCUUCCUUCUGGCUGGCAUUCGAGCUCCUGAAGGCGACAUACGCGCAAGCUUCAGAGCUAGAUGACCUCCUCGAUCUGUCCUCGCUUGGAGAAUCCACGCACCAAGAAGAGGCCUUCCAGGAGCUUUACGACUUCUCGGCUUCAGUCCUGUCCGCCCACUCGGAUUCUGCCGAAGCGGACUGGCGGCUGGAAGCGAUUGCCCUCGAGGUUACGGCGUUUGCCGCGUCGCGUCUGAAGACGGACUUCCGGCCGGAGCUCAUUGACGUGCUCUACCCCGUAAGCACGUUCCUUGGCUCCCCAGUGCCGCAAUUGAGGAAACAUGCCAUCACGACUCUGAACAUUCUUGCCGCGUCUUGCGGUUACGAGAGCGUGUCCGACUUGAUCGUUGACAACGCCGACUACAUGGUCAACUCGGUAUCUCUACGGCUGAAUACGUUCGAUAUCUCGCCCGCAUCCACCAAGGUUCUCACCAUGGUGAUCCGGCUGACAGGGCCGCGGCUGGUCCCCUUCCUGGACGAUGUCGUUGCUGCCAUCUUUGCGGCGCUCGACAACUACCACGGGUAUCCAGUUUUCGUCGAGAGUUUGUUCUCGGUCCUGUCCGAGGUGGUUUCACAAGGCGCCAGAUCCGACAUGCUCCUCCUCGAGGAUUCCACCUCGAAAACCAUCGACCACAGAAAGAAACGCCCAUACAGCCUCGGAAUCCCAGGCAUCCUCCAAACCCUCGAUAAACGCCUCGAGCGAGCCGCGCGGACCCGCGAGGAAGCCGCAAUGCCGCCCGUCGCGCACCCGAAACAACCCUGGACCGACGCCAACAUCGACAGCGGCUCCCAGCCAGAAAACCAAGCCGCCUCCCUCCUCGACAAACUCACCAACCCCACCGCAGAGUCGAACUCCGACGACGCCGAAGAACCAAACCAGCCCGAAUCCCAAUCGCAAUCCCAAGCCCUCGAGCGAACCGACGACCCGAAACAAACACCAACCUACACCCUCCUCGCCCGCGUGCUCGCGCUGACGCAGCACCACCUCACCUCCCCCAGCCCAUCCCUGCGCAAGUCCCUCCUCGACCUGGUCGCCACGGCCAGCCCGGCCCUCGCGCCGGACGAGAACGCCUUCCUGCCCCUCGUGCACGUCGUCUGGCCCGUCGUCGUGGCCCGCCUGCGCGACCCGGAGCCGUACGUCGCCGUCGCGGCGUGCGGCGCGCUCGCCGCGCUGUGCAGGGCCGCCGGCGACUUCUUGGCUAGCCGGUUCAGGGCGGAGUGGUGGGAUGGUGGCGGUGGUGGCGGAGGGGGGCUGGCCGGAUGGGUGAGGAGGGUGAAGAGGGAGGCUGCUGAGGCGAGAGGGGCCGGCGGCGGGUUUGGGAAGAGGACGGGCGGCGCCAGGGUGGGGACUGGGAAGGGCGGGGAGGGUCAGGGGAUUCUUAUCCCUGUCAAGGGAGCAUUGGAGGGCGGGUUGGCUGAAGGAAAGCUGGUUCAGAGUUCGUCGUCGGGUGGCGGGGGAGGAGCGUUGGGGAGGUUUGCGCAGGCGUCGCUGGUGUGGGAAGCCGUGGUGGGGCUGCUGACGGCGGUCGUGUCGUUUGUGCGGUUGGAGGACGACAUGUUCGACGACAUUCUGGGCAUAGUGGUUGACGUGCUGCCGCGGCAUGCCGAGUUGAAGGAGGCCCUGGACACGGUCAAUGCUGAUGCCGUCUGGUUAGCCCUGUUUGAGCGGGGUAUGGUCCAGGGGAGGGAGGCUCCGGUCUCCCCAUCGCUCCGGUAG
This is a messenger RNA of Thermothielavioides terrestris NRRL 8126, 3345 nucleotides long. RefSeq lists its product as uncharacterized. Gene Ontology annotation, biological process: chromatin remodeling. Bases 1 to 3345 code for a protein of 1114 amino acids. Lineage: Eukaryota; Fungi; Ascomycota; Sordariomycetes; Sordariales; Chaetomiaceae. Gene Ontology annotation, cellular component: cytoplasm. The transcript is spliced from 3 exons. The record is from RefSeq and is a predicted model, not a curated record.